Schistosoma turkestanicum is the source of this 508-nucleotide messenger RNA. Lineage: Eukaryota; Metazoa; Platyhelminthes; Trematoda; Strigeidida; Schistosomatidae. The record is from the annotation of a GenBank genome assembly.
GUGACAAUGGAUUCAUCUCCAUUCACUCCAAUAAAUUAUCCGGUAUGGGUUUCAAAGUUGAUAAAUUGCUCUAAUUAUCUAACAACGCCAUUACAAGCUAUAUUGCUUGUUCAUAUGACAAAUGGUUCCGUUGCAGAAGCGUACAACUUUCUGACCACCGGUAAACGUUGUCCAUCAUCAGCAACAAAUUUUAGUCCACCUCUUUGGUUACCUGAUGAUGAUGAAUGUUUAGGUUCAACUGAUAAAAAUAAACUUGAUGAACUUGUCAAUCGUUUUGGUUGGGCAGAAAUAGUUAAACGUGUUGGCUUUUUACAAAAUAAAAAUAAUAUUGAUACUUCUGAUGACAUUUUUUGAAAAUUUUAUUUAUUAGAUUUUGUACAUAAUUAUCGUCUAGAUUUUAUAAAAACUCUGUUGUUAAUUUAUUUUAGUACUGUGUUUUUUCAUCUAUUUCGCUGUAUAUUUAAACAAGAUAUUUUUUUCUGUUUAUUUUUGUACAUUUUCACCUGAG